Molecule: messenger RNA, 1935 nt
Organism: Closterium sp. Naga37s-1
Lineage: Eukaryota; Viridiplantae; Streptophyta; Zygnematophyceae; Desmidiales; Closteriaceae
Source: the annotation of a GenBank genome assembly
AUGGCGUGUCAACUACCGGGGAUCCCUACCUUAGAAACCUCGCAUAGACUCCCGACCUCGGAAAAGUCCCAAAGCCUUCCACCCACCUCUCGCCUAAGACGGACUGGAGCACUUAGUGGUUACCAGGUGUUGGGACUCGGCGACGGGUUCUGUUUAACGUCGUCGGCUCAAGCUCACCGCGGCUACAUUCAACGUACGUUCGCGUCGUCUAGGACCUCCUUCCCGGCUUCGUGCAGAGCUUCGUCUCAGAAUAACGCGAAUUCCGCGUCGCCUCCCGGCGCGCAGCCCGACGAGAUUAAGACUCGGCCGAUCGGCCUCGUGCCUUUGUCGAAGCAGCGACAAGUCGCCUCGGCAGCCGUAACGACACCUGCGGAAGGGGAGCUGGCGGGAAGCUUCGCUCCUGCGUCCCGCGAAACGAGUCGGCAGACGAGCGGCGCGGCGACCAUACCGGCAGCUGGAGCGGUGGAGGAGGAGCUGCAAGGGAGGCGGGAAGCGGGCGGGGACGAUGCGGAAGCGGCUUCAUCGGCGCUGGGUCGGCUGAGAGUAACGCUUAAAGACAUGCCGGAUCGGUACUGGGUCAUCUUUAGUACGUCGCUGGCGUUCGUUCUCUGCAACAUGGAUAAGGUGAAUCUGAGCAUCGCGAUCAUCCCGAUGGCGCACGAGUUCGGGUGGUCCGCCACGACGGUGGGCGUGGUGCAGUCGUCCUUCUACUGGGGCUACGCGCUCUCGCUGCUGCCCGCCGGCUGGCUCUGCCAAAAGUUCACCGGCACGCGCAUGCUGCGCGCGGGCGUGCUCAUCUGGUCCAUCGCCACUGCCGCCAUCCCCUCAGCUGCCGCCUUCCUCCCCUCCCUCCUCCUCUCACGUGUUGCCGUGGGAUUCGGGGAGGGCGUUGCUCCGCCAGCAGCUACUGACAUCGUCGCCAGAUCUAUGCCAGCAGCGGAGCGCGCGCGUGGCAUUGCGUUUGUGUUCAACGGGUUCAACGUGGGAGGCGUGGUGGGCCUGCUAGCAGCGCCAGUGCUAAUCGAGCGACUGGGGUGGGAGUCUAUGUUCUACAUCUUCGGAUUCCUCGGCAUCCUCUGGAGCGUUGCUUUCAACCCCAAGCCCUCCGAGGCCACGUCAGCCGACUUUGAUGAGUCAGCGGCUGCCAGCAGCACCAACCAGGCGCUCUCCGUCUGCGUCUUUGAGGAGUGCCACGCGCCGGGCGACAUAGUGAGUGAGGAUUUGAGGGAGAGCGAGGAGGAGAGGAGGCUGGUGGAGGAGGGGGGAGGGGCGGACCCAGCAGUGCCGUGGGGCGAGCUGCUGAGGAGCAGGGCGGUGCAGGCGGUGGUGUAUGCCCACUUCUGCAACAACUGGGGCCACCACAUCUUGCUGGCUUGGCUUCCCACCUACUACAGCAAGGAGCUUCAUCUGGACAUCACUCAAGCAUCACUGCUGUCUCUCCUCCCGCCGCUUCUCUCCAUCGCUGUGUCAGCGGUGGUGGCGCCGGCAGCAGACCGGCUUAUUGCAGAGGGCACAGAUGUUAGCCUGGUGCGAAAGCUAGCUCAGGGGAUGGCCUUCCUAGGUCCGGCAGCGUGCAUGGCAGUGGCCAGCUUCGGCCCGGACCACAAUCUCCCAACCUGGCUGCUUGUGGCGGCUCUCUCUGGUGGCAUUGGCCUCUCUGCGUGCUCCUAUGCUGGCCUCUACUGCUCUCAUCAGGACAUCUCCCCCAAACACGCCAGUGUCCUGCUGGGAAUGUCAACGACAGUGGGGGCGAUUCCCGGCAUCGUGGGCGUGCCACUGACCGGCUAUUUGUUUGACCAGACCCACUCCUGGGCGACGGCCAUGUUCCUGCCCUCCAUCGCCUUCUACCUCUCCGGCACCAUCAUGUGGUCGCUCUUUGCCGACUGCUCUCGAGCCAACUUCGGAGAGGACAAGGCAAAGCUUAAGGAGGCCUAG